Messenger RNA from Etheostoma cragini (Arkansas darter), 1582 nucleotides. RefSeq names its product cytosolic 5'-nucleotidase 1A-like. Bases 140 to 1222 code for a protein of 360 amino acids. The record is from RefSeq and is a predicted model, not a curated record. Gene Ontology annotation, cellular component: cytoplasm; cytosol. The transcript is spliced from 6 exons. Gene Ontology annotation, biological process: nucleotide metabolic process; adenosine metabolic process. Lineage: Eukaryota; Metazoa; Chordata; Actinopteri; Perciformes; Percidae. Gene Ontology annotation, molecular function: magnesium ion binding; 5'-nucleotidase activity; nucleotide binding.
CUGCCUACGUCACUGCUUAGGGACAUGCCCACUGGCGUAAAACAAAUACAUUUCCGCAAGUUUGGUUACAAGCUUCAUCUGCCUUGCAUUCACUUGGAGCUUAUUACCGACUUACGACGUAAGUUACAACGUUAUUAAAAUGUGUGAAGUCAAACCAAACAAUUCAGCUCCAACUGAAGACAGCGCAGCGGAAAAAGACUGGGCUGCUACGAAAGCGUUUUUUGACAACCUCAAAUCAAACAAACCGAGACCUCCCAAACCCCAGUAUGCUGUCACCAUCGCCGUCUCGUCUCGCACCCUUUUUGACAUGGCGGAAGAAAGGAAAAUCUAUGAGGACGAAGGAUUAGAGAAGUACGCGGCUUAUCAGGUGGAGCAUGAAGACGAUCCUCUAAAGCCAGGAGUUGCUUUCCCCUUCGUCAAGGCGCUGAUGAAUGUCAACUCUCGACUGAGGAAGCUGUACCCAGACAGCGAGGAGCUGUUUGACAUCGUCUUAAUGACUAACAACCAUGCCCAGGUUGGAGUUCGCCUCAUAAACAGCAUUAAUCACUACGAUUUGACUAUAGAGCGAUUCUGUAUGACCGGAGGGAAAAGUCCUAUAGGCUACCUGAAGGCCUACCUGACAAACCUUUACCUUUCCAAGGACUCAGAGAAAGUCACAGAGGCCAUAGAGGAAGGCAUUGCUGCAGCCACAAUGUUUAUGACACAAACGGCGACUUUGAGCGAAACUCAGCUGAGAGUGGCGUUUGAUGGCGACGCCGUUCUCUUCUCGGACGAGUCAGAGAUAAUCGUGAAGCAACACGGCCUGGACACGUUCUUUGAGCACGAGAAGGAGUUUGAGGACAAACCUCUCGCUCAGGGUCCGUUAAAGUGUUUCCUGGAGGCUCUGGGGAAGCUUCAGAGAAAAUUCUACGCCAAGAACGAGCGCAUGAACUGUCCCAUCCGAACCUACCUGGUGACAGCCCGCAGCGCUGCCAGCUCUGGGGCUCGCGUCCUGAAGACUCUCCGCAGCUGGGGCCUGGAGAUCGACGAGGCUCUCUUCCUGGCCGGGGCUCCUAAAGGGCCCCUGCUGCAGAAGAUCCACCCGCACAUCUUCUUUGACGACCAGAUGUUCCACAUUCAGGGGGCCAAUGAAAUGGGCACCAUAUCUGCACACGUCCCCUACGGAAUCGGACAGAAGUACCACAAGGGGAAACUCAUCGAGCAGCCUGCAAAAAAGGAGUAACCUACAAAUGGUUGCAGGAUUAAAUAUGCACCACGUUGUCACCUGUGUAUAUGGAAAUUCUGGAAAAUUAUCUGUUAAAAGAAUAACAAAUUUUUUUGAAAAGUUAGCAAAUUAAUUGGUAAUGGGUCUACAAAAGGUCCUAUUUUUGGGGAUAUUAUAAAAUAUUUUUCUUAUAAAAUAUGUUACUUUUCUUUAGGCUAGAGUAUUGAGUUGUGGAAUGUAUUUUCAGGGUUAAACUAUUUCACUUGAAACGGUUUUCAUUUAACUGUUUUGAGAUUAAUUUUCUUAUUUACAUUUGAGUUUGUCAUAAUCUUUACACUUCUAUAAGAUAAACAAUAAUUUAUCUGGGUUUUGGCUUGG